Messenger RNA from Balaenoptera acutorostrata (minke whale), 4501 nucleotides. RefSeq names its product tyrosyl-DNA phosphodiesterase 1-like. Gene Ontology annotation, biological process: double-strand break repair; single strand break repair. The coding region runs from base 149 to 1351 and encodes 400 amino acids. The record is from RefSeq and is a predicted model, not a curated record. NCBI's taxonomy places the organism in Eukaryota, Metazoa, Chordata, Mammalia, Artiodactyla, Balaenopteridae. Gene Ontology annotation, cellular component: nucleus. Gene Ontology annotation, molecular function: double-stranded DNA binding; single-stranded DNA binding; 3'-tyrosyl-DNA phosphodiesterase activity. The transcript is spliced from 9 exons.
CAGCUGCGGGCAUCCCGGAAGGGGAAGGGGCAGGGCCACUCUGCGCGCGCCGCGGCCUGGAGCAUUUGAAGCGCGCGCAGGCGCGAGUGGCGGCGGAGGGGCGGGGUCCCCGGCGGCUGCGUGUUCUGGGGGCUUCAGAGGAAGUGUAAUGUCUCAGGAAGGCAGUUACGGGAGGUGGACGAUAUCCAGUAGUGAUGAAAGCGAGGAGGAAAAGCCAAGACCGGACGAGCCAUCUACCUCUUUUCUCCCGCACGCUGAGCAGGGAGCAGCCAGUGAGGCAAAGUACACCUGUUCCGAGGCUCGGAAAGCUGCCCACAGGAGGAAGAUCGCACCCGUGAAAUUCAGCAACGCAGAGUCCGUUUCAGAAGCUUCACCUCCCAAAAGGCAGAAGGGCGGUUCCCAGGAAGACCUGGGCUGGCAUCUCUCCAGCAGUGAGGAUGAGCUGCCAACUAAUUCAGAACCUUUGAAUGGUGUAUUCCCUUCAAGAUGUAUUUUAGGUUUGUUUAUGAGUAUUGUAGCAAAUUGUCCAUGUAGUUUCUUUGAAUUCAAUAACCAAACACUUCUCCUUAUAGACUGCUUUUCUGAAUUGCCCGUGACUUCUUUUCUUCCCCCCAUCCAGUUUAACUACUGCUUUGAUGUGGACUGGCUCGUAAAACAGUAUCCACCAGAGUUCAGGAAGAAACCAAUCCUGCUCGUGCAUGGCGACAAACGCGAAGCAAAGGCUCACCUACAUGCCCAGGCAAAGCCUUAUGAAAACAUUGCCCUCUGCCAGGCAAAGUUGGAUAUUGCAUUUGGAACACACCACACGAAAAUGAUGCUACUGCUGUACGAAGAAGGCCUCCGGGUUGUCAUACACACCUCCAACCUCAUUCACGCCGACUGGCACCAGAAGACACAAGGAAUAUGGUUGAGCCCCUUGUACCCACGAAUAGUCCAUGGGACCCACAGAUCUGGAGAAUCAACCACACACUUUAAAGCUGACCUCAUCAGCUACUUGAUGGCUUGUAACGCCGCUCCCCUCAAGGAGUGGAUAGAUACCAUCCAGGAGCACGACCUCUCAGAAACAAAUGUUUACCUUAUUGGCUCAACCCCGGGACGCUUUCAAGGAAAUCAAAAAGAUAACUGGGGACAUUUUAGGCUUAGGAAGCUUCUGAAAGAGCAUGCCUCAUCCAUACCUAAAGCAGAGUCCUGGCCUAUAGUAGGUCAGUUCUCAAGCGUUGGCUCCAUGGGGGCCGAUGAAUCAAAAUGGUUGUGUUCUGAGUUUAAAGAGAGCUUGGUGACACCUGGCAAGGAAAGCAGGACCCCAGGAAGUACUGUUCCUCUUCAUCUGGUGAGUGCUUCUCCUCCUUGAGGUCACCGUUCUUAUCCUCUGGUCCAGGAGAAGAAUCAAGUAAGUCCUCUUUGUCAUAGAGAGAUGUUUCAUUCCGUGGUUUGGGGACGGAAACAGCAGUACAUUAGCAUAGUCAUUUGUAAUCAAGUGGCCCUAAUAUCAUUUGGUGCUGGGAGAGUGCUGGUUUGUUCAGAGCUCCAUCUCAGCCACAGACUAGGCGGCGAAUUCUCCAUUCCUUCCUUCAGGUCGUCAAGCCAAGGGAAAAAAUACUUGAUAAAUCAUUGCCAGCAGAAUUACAAGCAUUAUUUUUUUUUUAAAUUUAUUUAUCUAUUUAUUUAUUUUUGGCUGUGUUGGGUCUUCGUUUCUGUGCGAGGGCUUUCUCUAGUUGCGGCGAGCGGGGGCCACUCUUCAUCACGGUGCGCGGGCCUCUCACUAUCACGGCCUCUCUUGUUGCGGAGCACAGGCUCCAGACGCGCAGGCUCAGUAAUUGUGGCUCACGGGCUUAGUUGCUCCGCGGCAUGUGGGAUCUUCCCAGACCAGGGCUCGAACCCGUGUCCCCCUGCAUUAGCAGGCAGAUUCUCAACCACUGCGCCACCAGGGAAGCCCGGUCGAAGGUUUUAAAAAAAAAAAAAUUGGGGGUAGGAACAUUGGGCAUGACUGUAGCUUCAAGAACAAGUUGGUAGAAUAAGGGGAAUCGCUAAAAAUUGCUUUUCCCCUUCAGCUUUAAUUCUAGAGGCAAUACAGCCAUUUUAAUAAAUGGGAAAUUGAGGCACCUUAAGGUAAAAAUUUAAACAUCACAAAGUAGGUUCUCCAACAAAUAUGGGGCAUGGAAACUAGUUAUUAAUAGGGUGGCAACUAUGGCAUUUUUUUCCAGAUUUUUAUACCUAGGAAGGGUUUGUUCCCUAAAGUAGUAAGACUAUAAAAGAAUAUCUGACUACCUGAACUGAAAUUUUAUUUUUUUGCUUUUUAAAAAAAAUGAUUUUUCUCUAUUGGAAUACUGACAUCUGUGCAAUUUUAACUCUGGUAUACCGUGAACUGAACUUUAUUCUUUACAAGGAAAAGACAAAAGUUUGAAAUGUAUGUUUGAACCAAAUUAAAUUGCCAUUUUUGUAUGUUAAAUUCAUGUGGUUGACCCUAAGACAACUUCUUAGGGCCCAGUGUUUCUGGUUAAGAGAAAUGUUUUCCACCCUGUAUCAGAUUCCAUCAUGACCCUAUUCUUUCACAUUUACUCCUAAUGUACCCUGUAUGCCCAUUAUUGAAAUUCAACAGCACUAAAGCCUAGUUUUACAACAGGUCAAAUUUCAUUUCUUAGUUUUCCCAUUCUAUAAAAUAUACCAUUCCUUGAUUUUUGAAAAAUGCUGAAGCCAGUAUUUACUGGAAAACAAUUCACUCUGUAUUCAGGUUAUGCAAUGUUUUUGGAAAUGUUUACCUAUAGCGUGUAGGUUAGCUAAAAUCUUUCAUCAUCCAAGACUUCUCUCUAACCCCAUGUAAAAUGACUACGACUGUUCCCUCACCCAGAAGCCGCAUUCUUGAGUAUAGAGCUAUUUGGUAAAGCACUUGACAGCUGGUAGGGGCUCUCCCAGGGGUAAGUGCUAAUUUCUAUGCAGAAUCUGUAGAUUACACCCAGCAUCUAUCAAGUUAAGGAUUAGAUCACCUAAAAUCUGAACUGUUAGCCACUCACCAGCCUGGCCAGCCUGACACCGUGCCAGCAAGAAUACAAAAGAUCUAGGAGCCCUUCAGAGACACCUGGUCCCUUGUACACAGGUGCAAUCUGUUUGGCUUCUGAGGCAAUUUCCACUAGUCCAUUUUAAAUGGGUUUGGCAGAUGAGAUAACAGGUACUUCAUGUGAAAGAAAUGUUAUGAAUACCAGUUUAUGGUUUAGGAUCUCUAACAUGCAGAAAGAACCAGGAAAGUGAAGUAGUAUAGAAAUUAAGAGAAAUCCAGAGUCAAAUGAAAAGAGGUUAAUGUUCUUCAAUUGUUAUAUCUUCAAUUGUUAUAUCUUCGUCUAGGAUUGAUCCCUCGGUCAUUAUGCAGUGAAGAGUCUUUAUUUUAAAGUAUAUUUUGUCUGAUAUGAGAAUUGCUACUCCAGCUUUCUUCUGAUUUCCAUUUGCAUGGCAUAUCUUUUUCCAUCCCCUCCAUGCUGGAUGACGUCUAAGCCCAAAGGUCCAAGGAGGAAGUGAGUCUAUCUCUUCCCAGGCUUGGUGCCAGGUAGAACUCACCUUUGCACGCUAAUGCAAGGGUGAGGCCUGCGUGGGUGAGUCUUCCGCGGGAGCAUUAUUUUCCCUCUCAAAAUCCCUUCUUGGAUAUGUGAGAAAUCCAUAGUCCUCCUUUUAUAAAACUCGACUGCAAUUCUUGUGAACUUUAUUUUGUAUGAGAUUGUCCUUCCCCUGCCUGCCAUGAUUUACAAAUUCAUAGCACAAAACAUUUUACCUUGGCUGACAAAUGGCACAGAGCCCUAAUCUCAUAUCUGUAAUAACCAAGGAGGCAGUAUGGGUUGCUGGUUAACAGCAUGAUCUCUGACCAGUGCCUGGGUUGGAAUCCUUAGUUGUGACCUUUGGCAAGUGAAUUACCCUUGAUGUGCCUUAGUUUGGACGCACAUAGGCACUCACAAUAUAGGUGCUAUUAUUACACUUACUUCUUUCUGUUCCUUACCCCUAGUGGAAUAAGUCUCAUGAAAAGUGUAGAUUUGCCUGUCUUCUUCCCCUGGGUCAGGAGCUCAGUAAAUAUUUUUUUUUAAAGAUUUUUUUUGAUGUGGACCAUUUUUAAAGUCUUUAAUGAAUUUAUUACACUAUUUCUUCUGUUUUAUGUUUUGGUUUUCUGACCGUGAGGCAUGUGGGAUCUUAUCUCCCCGACCAGGGAUCGAACCCACACUCCCUGCAUUGGAAGGCGAAGUCCUAACCACUGGACCGCCAGGGAAGUCCCAGUAAAUGUGUUUUGAAUGAAAGAAUGAAUACGGAGAAAAAAGGGGAAAGUGAGAAUCUCAGUGUGAAGCUGGGGGGAAAAGGAGGGGCAGGAAAUGAAAGAAGGGGCAGAAUCAGGGGUGGAAGAGGCCUCUGCUUGGAAUAUGCUUGAAUGUCCUGGGAAAUGAGGCUUUGUCCCUCGUGCAAUACAAGGACAUGAGGGACCAGACCUAGGACCUGUCUGUCCCCCACCCCCACCCCUGCUUAGCUU